AUGGUCGAAAAAUACGAAGCGAUGUUCCGCUCUGCGGAAAUGAGUUUGGUCCAACUUUACAUUCCUCAAGAGAUUGGUAGGGACUCGGUCUACAGCUUAGGAGACCAAGGACUGGUUCAGUUUAGAGAUCUCAACACGAAGAUUCGUGCGUUCCAAAGGACUUUUGUGCCUGAAGUGAGACGUCUGGACAAUUUGCAAAGACAGUACAGAUACUUUUACAAACUUUUGCGCGAACAUGAUAUCAAGAUUUUUGAAGAGAGCGAGGAAGAUACUCCCAGAGGAGUGUUUCGUAUCGCCCCCAGUACGUCUCAGAUUGAUGACCACGUCGAAAAUGGCUCUUUGAUCGAAGAACGUUUGCAACAGCUGGUGGAAGCCAGCGAACAGCUGGAAUUACAGAAAUCGGACUUGGAACAGUUUCGCCAUGUUUUGCAGGCCGGUGAUGAGUUUUUUGCCAAUGCUACGGGUCUCACCCAUACUGAGUCGCAAGACGAAAGUAUUCCCACCUCGGUUUCGUUCGUCACAGGUACGAUUCCACGUGCAAAAGCUGGAACUUUGGAGCAAAUUUUAUGGAGAGUCUUGAGAGGUAACCUCUUUUUCAAGCAUGUUCAAUUGCCCGAGCCAUUGUACGAUGCCAAGGCCAGGACAACAGUGCUUAAGGAUGCGUUUAUCGUGUUUUCUCACGGUGACCUCAUUUUGCAAAGAGUAAAGAAGGUCGCCGAAUCUUUGGACGCUAAUCUUUACGACAUCAGUGAUGACCAUGGUGCUCGGUCGAAGCAACUGCAAGAAAUCAACUCCCGCCUUGCUGAUGUCUACACUGUCUUGGAAACCACCAACACUACUUUGGAAACUGAGCUGUACGCUAUUUCCAAAGAGUUGCAAGCCUGGAACACGGACAUUGCUCGUGAGAAAGCUGUUUUUGAAACUUUGAAUCUUUUUGACUACGAUUCGAACCGUAAGACUUUGAUUGGUGAAGGUUGGGUGCCCAAGGAUGAAUUGAGCAACUUACAAGGACAAUUGGCCAGGCUCACCACCUCGUUGGGAGUGGAUGUUCCCUCUAUCAUCCAAGUUUUGGACACAAACAAAAGUCCCCCCACGUUUCACAGAACAAACAAGUUCACGGAGGCCUUUCAGAACAUUGUCGAUUGUUACGGUAUAGCGACUUACCGCGAAGUGAACGCCGGCUUGCCCACCAUUGUCACUUUUCCUUUUAUGUUUGCCGUCAUGUUCGGUGAUAUGGGACAUGGUAUGUUGAUGGCAAUGGUGGCAGCGUUGUUGGUCUUUUAUGAAGUGCCUCUUGGUAAGAUGAAGAGGGACGAAAUUUUUGACAUGGCUUACUCCGGACGUUACAUCCUUCUAUUGAUGGGCUUAUUCUCCAUCUACACCGGUUUCUUAUACAACGAUAUGUUCUCCAAGUCCUUGACUUUGUUCAAGUCUGGUUGGAAAUGGCCCUCCCACUGGGAAGAGGGCGAACCCAUCGAGGCUAUCUCCGUUGGUACUUACGCUUUCGGUUUAGACUGGAUGUGGCAUGGUACUGAUAAUGCUCUACUUUUCAGCAAUUCUUACAAAAUGAAACUGUCCGUUUUGCUUGGUUUCAUUCAUAUGACUUAUUCGUACAUGUUCGCGUUGGUGAACGCUCUUCACUUUAAUAAGUGGAUUGAUAUCAUCGGAAAUUUCAUUCCAGGGCUCUUGUUCAUGCAGGGAAUAUUUGGAUAUUUGUCCAUUUGUAUUGUUUACAAGUGGACAAUUGAUUGGGUCAAAGAAGAACGAGUCGCUCCUGGUCUCUUGAACACCUUGAUCAACAUGUUUUUAUCGCCAGGAAACGUGGAAGAAGAACUAUACCCUCAUCAGGCAAAGGUCCAAGUUUUCUUAUUAAUUGUUGCCCUAAUUUGUAUCCCAUGCUUGCUUCUAAUCAAGCCUAUUCACUUCAAGCUCACCCACUCCGAUAAUGGUUACGAAGCUGUUGGCACGAACGAAGGCGAUGAGGUCAACACUGCUGAGCAUAACGCUGCUAAAAACGGCGCUGACCAAGAUGAAGAAGAAGAAGGUGGUCAUGGUGAAGAGUUUGGCGAUGUUGUUAUUCACCAAGUCAUCCACACUAUUGAAUUCUGCUUGAAUACUGUUUCUCACACUGCAUCCUACUUGCGUCUAUGGGCUCUAUCUCUUGCGCACGCUCAGCUUUCUACCGUUUUGUGGACUAUGACUAUUCAAAUUUCAUUCGGCAUGACCGGCGUAGUCGGUGUGAUCAUGACGGUUGUUUUGUUUACCAUGUGGUUCGUCCUCACCUGCGUCAUCUUAGUCUUGAUGGAAGGUACUUCGGCAAUGUUGCAUUCCUUGCGUUUGCACUGGGUUGAAUCUAUGUCGAAGUUUUUCGAAGGUGAAGGUACGCCAUACACUCCAUUCAAAUUUGAGCCUGUUGAUGUAGAAUCCAUGGAACAAGCAUAA
Molecule: messenger RNA, 2442 nt
Organism: Lachancea lanzarotensis
Lineage: Eukaryota; Fungi; Ascomycota; Saccharomycetes; Saccharomycetales; Saccharomycetaceae
Gene: VPH1
Product: LALA0S01e04720g1_1
Exons: 1
Coding region: 1-2442 (813 amino acids)
Biological process (GO): vacuolar acidification; proton transmembrane transport
Cellular component (GO): fungal-type vacuole membrane; vacuolar proton-transporting V-type ATPase, V0 domain; vacuolar proton-transporting V-type ATPase complex
Molecular function (GO): proton-transporting ATPase activity, rotational mechanism; ATPase binding
Source: RefSeq, a predicted model, not a curated record